UAAAACUUACAAAUAAUGGCUUCAUUUAUUAAUUUAUUCGUUCGACGAUCGAUGUCAUCAACAACGGGAGUGAUCAAUCAUGUUACUGUUGUUGGUGGGGGUUUGAUGGGGAGUGGAAUUGCACAGGUCGCAGCUCAGACUGGUCACAACGUGACUUUAGUUGAUUUGGAUGCUUCGUUACUCGAGAAAGCAAAGAAAAGUAUUGGAAAGAAUUUGGAACGCGUUGCUAAAAAACAGUUUAAAGAAGAUACAGGGAAAAUUGAAGAAUUCGUGACAACUGCAGCAUCACGAAUUGAAGGUUCGACAGAUGUUCAAGCAGUAGUGCCAAAAACUGACCUUGUGAUCGAAGCUAUUGUGGAAAAUUUGGAAGCAAAACAGAAACUUUUCUCUUCUAUUGAUUCAAUCGCACCAUCAACAACAAUUUUCGCCAGCAACACUUCGUCGAUUCCAAUAUUUGAAGUCGCUAACAGCACAAAACGUCUCGAUCGGUUUAUAGGAAUUCACUUCUUCAAUCCCGUGCCUGUCAUGAAACUUGUGGAAAUAAUAAAAACAUGUAACACAAGCGAUCAAACUUACAAGACUUGUUUAAGUUUUGGUGAGAAAUUAGGGAAAACUUGCAUAACGUGUAAAGAUACUUUGGGGUUUGUUGUGAAUCGAUUAUUCAUCCCUUACACUGCUGAAGCUGUGAGAUUACUUGAACGUGGUGAUGCUUCAAUCAAAGAUAUUGAUACUGCAAUGAAGCUUGGAGCGGGAUAUCCUAUGGGACCAUUCGAGUUACUCGAUUUUGGUGGCCUUGACACAUUCGUCAGAGCUCUUGCUGUUUAUGAGCGUUGUGAACCCAACAAUCCAUUGUUCAAGCCUAUUCCUUUGCUUCAAAAGUUAGUAGACGAAGGAAAAUUAGGAGUAAAGAGCGGAGAAGGUUUCUACAAAUAUAAGAAAUAGCAAAGUCAGUUGACUGUGGUCGCAGCUCAGACUGGUCACAACGUGACUUUAGUUGAUUUGGAUGCUUCGUUACUCGAGAAAGCAAAGAAAAGCAUUGGAAAGAAUUUGGAACGUGUUGCUAAAAAACAGUUUAAAGAAGAUACAGGGAAAAUUGAAGAAUUCGUGACAACUGCAGUAUCACGAAUUGAAGGUUCGACGGAUGUUCAAGCAGUAGUGCCAAAAACUGACCUUGUGAUCGAAGCUAUUGUGGAAAACCUGGAAGCAAAACAGAAACUUUUCUCUUCCAUUGAUUCAAUCGCACCGUCAACAACAAUUUUUGCCAGUAAUACGUCGUCGAUUUCAGUUAGUGAAAUUGCAAAAGGUACAAAACGUCUCGAUCGGUUUAUAGGAAUUCACUUCUUCAAUCCCGUUCCCGUGAUGAAACUUGUGGAAAUAAUAAGAACAUCUGACACAAGCGAUGAAACUUACAAGAUUUGUUUAAAUUUUGGCGAGAAAUUAGGGAAAACUUGCAUAACGUGUAAAGAUACUUUCGGAUUUGUUGUGAAUCGACUGAUCAUCCCUUACACUGCUGAAGCCAUGAGAAUGCAUGAACGUGGUGAUGCUUCAAUCAAAGACAUUGAUAUAGCAAUGAAACUUGGAGCUGGAUAUCCCAUGGGGCCAUUUGAAUUAAGUGAUCUUGUUGGACUUGAUACAUUCAUAAGAGCACUUGCAGCAUUUGAAAGAUGUGAACCUAACAAUCCACUUUUCAAACCUGUUCAAUUAAUUCAAAAGUAUAUGAGCAAUUUAAAGUUACCGCCCAUUCAAAAGCCUACACAACGUAGGAGCUAUGCUGGUUUUCCAACAGCUCAAGCAUCAGCUGCAAAUUUUGCAAAUUCGUUUCAACUUUUAGUAACUGCACCAUCAUCAUCAUCAUCAUCAACGUCAUCAGCGACACCUUAUAAUACUUCCGGCGAGACAAUGGCAAAUGACAAAAUUCCAAAAGGCUACGUCAAUAUGACGCAUCAAGUAGCAGGUCACACUGUUCAUGUUGGCACAGACGAAAUUGGAUUGUUAAAGAGUAUUGACGACGGAAGUGUUUUAAAACCAGGAGGAAGUCAGUGGUGUGCAGCUCGGGAAAUAAAAUUUUAUGAACAACUUUUAACUUCAACUGACCCCGCAGUGCUUCCGCUGAAAGAGUUUGUGCCUGAAUAUCGUGGAACACAAACUUUAACUAUUGGCAACAAGACUAUUAAUUUUAUUAAACUGCAAGACUUGACACAUGGAAUGCUUGAACCUUGCAUCAUUGAUAUAAAGAUUGGAAGACAAACGUGGGAUCCAUUAGCAACAGAUGCUAAGAAAGAAGCUGAGGCAUCGAAAUAUCAACAGUGCAAGACCACAGUUGGAUUUUGUAUUCCUGGUUUCCAAACUUAUCAUUUGAUAAGCAACACUUAUAAGAAAUUUGGAAGAGAUUAUGGGAAGAAGUUGAAUCAAAAUACUGUCACAGAUGCUUUAAAAAUGUUUCUUAAUGGUGAUUCUGGUCUCAAUCGGCAAUUGGUAACGUCAAUACUUACAAGCCUCUGGGCGAUUCAAAGUUGGAUGAGAAAACAGAAAAAUUAUCGCUUUUACUCGACGUCAAUUCUUAUUGUUUAUGACGCAAGAAAACUUCGACAAGUGAUUGAAAGUCAAAGACGUCAAUCGCCAAAAAGUUUUCCAAGUGCUUUGGAGGUUGGCAAUCGUAAAUCAGGAGGGGCAAGUCCAACAGAUUUAUCACCAACAGGCAAUAAUCUUAACAGAACAUUAAGUGAUGACGGUGAUACUUUAAGUGAAUUACCAAAAUCGUUGCCGAAACAAGUUUAUAAGAAGAUUCAACGAUCUCGAUCAUCAACAAAUAAUUACGAACAGGAAAUGCGAAACAUGAGAAAUAAUUAUCAUCAAAUGUUGGAUGACUUAGUCGGAGCUUAUGAUGGAAAGAAGGAGUGGGUGUUUGUGAAAAUGAUCGACUUUGCGCACACUUUCAACACAAAUGAAUUAAAUGAGACACAAGCAAAUGGUUUGGAUCUCAACUACCUCGAUGGCAUUGAACAUUUAUGUUCAAUUUUUGAAGAAUUUUUAAAGAUGUGCGAGUAAAUAAAUUGAAUGAAAAGUUUCUUUGUGCGUCAAGCAUUUAUCUGCUUCCAACAUGAUUUUGAAUAUUUAUAGCAUUGAAUUGCUACGAUAAAUGCUUGAAUGAUGAUCAUGCUAAAAGAUUUAAAAAGAGAAGAGACUGUUGAAAUAAAAAUAGAAAGCAUGAUUUAUAUUUAUUCCAUUACAAUUCAACAUGAUUUUGAAUAAAUGAAAAUGAAUUAUUAAUGAAUUGUUUCCUUCCUGUGAGUGGCCAUGAAUUUAAAGCAGAAGCAAAGGAAGGAAAUCCUCUGGUUUUAAUUUCUUUUUAUUUAUUUUGAAGGAU
Messenger RNA from Clunio marinus, 3367 nucleotides. The record is from the annotation of a GenBank genome assembly. NCBI's taxonomy places the organism in Eukaryota, Metazoa, Arthropoda, Insecta, Diptera, Chironomidae.